AUGAAGUUCCCGAAGCAAGGCGACGUCUUCUACCUCCGACACAUCCUGCUGAACUUCCCCAAGGCGUCCUUUGCCGAUUGCAGGACGCACAACGGCAAGGUGUAUCCUACUUACGAGGAGACGCUACGGGCCACGGGCCAAUUCGUCCGCGACGACGAAGCCCACGCCGUGCUCGACGAGCUCAUUGCGCUCCGGUACACUGCAGCCCAACCUCGCUUCGCGUUCCUGGUUCUACUCGAACAAGAUGCCGCCCCCGUGUCUCUCUACCGCAAGUACGAACGACCGCGUAUGAAGGACUUCCUGGACCGAGGUCUCGGCGUCCGCGCCGCCCAGAAAAAUCCCCUGGCCCUGCUGCGAGCCACCUGGCUGCAGAACGGCAACAGCGACGAAAAUUGGAAGCUGGGCGAGAUCACUGACGGGGUACUCAACGUGGCUACCACGGGGCAGGCCGCCCUCUUGCAGCCUCACG
Prorocentrum cordatum is the source of this 469-nucleotide messenger RNA. The record is from the annotation of a GenBank genome assembly. NCBI's taxonomy places the organism in Eukaryota, Dinophyceae, Prorocentrales, Prorocentraceae.